ACUGUGGACAGACAAGUGAAGAAAGGCAAACUGAGAUACAACUUGCUGCUUUUUGUAGUCACAUGGUGACAACAUAUAGAAAGUCAUAUCUGCAACUUGAUGGGAGACAGGUCCUUUCAACCAAAAGACAGGUUUUCUCUGUAUAGCCCUGGCCAUCCUAGAACUCACACAGUAGACCAGGACCUUGAACUCAGGGUUCCGCCUAACUCUCUCCCCAUUGCUGAGAUUAAAGGAAUGCACCACCAACCACCAUUACCACCACUGCUGGGCUUGUGAGAUAAUUUAAAAAUGGCAGAACUGUUUAUGGAAUGUGAAGAAGAGGAGCUAGAGCCAUGGCAGAAGAAAGUGAAAGAAGUUGAAGAGGAUGAUGAUGAUGAGCCCAUCUUUGUUGCGGAGAUAGCAAGUUCAAAACCAGCUAUUUCAAAUAUUUUGAACAGAGUUAACCCCAGCUCUCAUUCAAGAGGAAUAAAGAAUGGUAUACUUAAUCGAGGUUUUACUGCUUCAUUCAAGCCUACAAGUCAACGCUGCCUGAAUUCAACAUCAAAUCCUGUGACUGCCUUGCCAGUACAUUUUCAUCCUGAAUCUAGAUCUUCAGAUAGCUCUGUUAUUGUUCAGCCAUUUUCUAAACCUGGUUAUGUAACAAAUUCACCACGAGUUCUGUCUAAUAACUCUUCAGAGUUACUGUUUGACUUGACCCAAGAUACAGGAUUAUCACAUUACCAGGGGGGACCAACACUUUCUAUUGCAGGUUUGAAUGAAACUUCAUUUUUAUCAAAACGACCUUCUGAUUCUGACAUAAGCAGUGUUAACCCCAAAAAGCCUAAACCCAGUGAAAAUAUUUCUGGAACAGAUGCCUCUUCUGUUGUCUCUUCAGAAAAGUCUCCAUCAGUGAUGUCUCUCCAAGUGGUGCCAUCGCAAGGUAUAAAUUGCUCAUCAAAUCAAUCUAAGAAUGGAACAACUUUUCCAAGAGCAUGUCCCAAGUGUAAUAUUCACUUCAAUCUUUUGGAUCCUCUGAAAAACCACAUGACGGUAAAUCUUUUCCAAAAUCUAAUUUUGAAAGUUUGAA
This is a messenger RNA of Grammomys surdaster, 1066 nucleotides long. Its product is annotated as zinc finger protein 280D-like. NCBI's taxonomy places the organism in Eukaryota, Metazoa, Chordata, Mammalia, Rodentia, Muridae. The coding region runs from base 289 to 1065 and encodes 258 amino acids. The record is from RefSeq and is a predicted model, not a curated record. The transcript has 10 exons.